UGGGCUCUGAGAGAUUACAAUCCCAUCCAUUUCCGUCCUUCAAACCCGAGGCACUCGAGCGCUCACGAAACCUAGCGAGGGAUCCUGAUGUCCGCCAUGGAGACCGACAUCAACGCGACGCCGCCGCCCGCCCCCGCCGGCGAGGGCUCCUCUGCCGCCGGCCCGUCCUCAUCCUCCUCCUCCCGCAAGCCCAACAAGCGCUUCGAGAUCAAGAAGUGGAACGCCGUCGCGCUCUGGGCAUGGGAUAUCGUAGUCGACAACUGCGCCAUCUGCCGCAACCACAUCAUGGAUCUAUGCAUCGAGUGCCAGGCGAACCAGGCCAGCGCCACCAGCGAGGAAUGCACUGUCGCUUGGGGUGUCUGUAAUCAUGCUUUUCACUUCCACUGCAUCAGCAGGUGGCUUAAGACUCGCCAAGUGUGCCCAUUAGAUAACAGCGAAUGGGAGUUUCAGAAAUAUGGCCACUAGACACCCCCAUGUGCUGUUGGAGCCAGUUUCUGGCUACUUCUUCAAUCCAAGACUUCGUCUGCCAAACAACUCCAUCUUUUGCUACUUUUGAUGCUUGCAUCUAUCAUCAGCCAGCUAUCUCGGGUAGUACUUCCAUCAUGGGAUUGUAUUUGGAUGAUUCUUACAGAGGAUAUCAUAUUAUAGUUGGUCCUUUGUAUCAAUGUCCUGUGGAUCUGCAUAAAUGAGCUUGAAUUGUGCUGUGGUACCAUUUCUAA
Molecule: messenger RNA, 719 nt
Organism: Phragmites australis (common reed)
Lineage: Eukaryota; Viridiplantae; Streptophyta; Magnoliopsida; Poales; Poaceae
Exons: 5
Coding region: 88-465 (125 amino acids)
Biological process (GO): protein ubiquitination; ubiquitin-dependent protein catabolic process
Cellular component (GO): cullin-RING ubiquitin ligase complex; nucleus
Molecular function (GO): ubiquitin protein ligase activity; cullin family protein binding; zinc ion binding
Source: RefSeq, a predicted model, not a curated record